AUGAUUGCCCUUGGAGUCUUCCUCGUUCUUUGUUUUAAUUUAGUCCAGGGUCAAUUCCCACGAGCCUGCACCACAGAUACUGCAAUUCAGACAAAAAUCUGUUGCCCGCUUUGGAAGGAUGGCAGCCCCUGUGGUUCCAACUCAGGCCGCGGCAGAUGCCGUAACCGGAUUACAAUUACCCCUUUUGCAGCUGGCACAGUGCCCCAAUAUGACGACGACCGCCUGGACUGGCCACAUUUUUACUAUAACUCCACUUGCGAGUGCUUCAAAGACUACAGAGGCUAUGACUGCGGCGACUGUAAGUACGGGUAUUUUGGAGAACAAUGUGACCGCAAAAACACCGUUGUGCGCAAAGAAAUUCGAGAACUUUCUUUUCUGGAAAGGAAAAAAUUCUUCAGCUACUUGGCACUGGCCAAAACCACAAUAAGUCAAAAUUUUGUCAUCUUAUACACUGGAGACCGCCAUCACAAGGACACGUACCGCUUUAUUGAUGCCUUCAUUUAUGAUGUUUUUUCUUGGAUCCAUUACUACUCCAUAAAACCACUUCUGUUAGAUGGGGACUUUCUUUUGACCAGAAACUACGCCCAUCAAGGUCCAGCUUUUCCCGGUUGGCAUCGGCUGGGCCUCCUCUUCCUAGAGCGACAAAUUCAGCUCUUGACAGGGGAUGAAAACUUUUCCCUUCCUUAUUGGGACUGGCGAGGAGAGAAAAAAUGCUCCAUCUGUAACGAUGACUUCUUCGGGGAUAAUGACGUGCAAGGGUUUAUCAGUAGCUACUCCCAUUUUGCCACUUGGAAGUCUAUUUGCAGCGGGUACAACUAUAUUGAUGUUUACUGCCUGAGUGCUGUAGACUAUAAUCAGAUGGAAAGACUACACAGGAAGCCUGGAGUUGAAAAUGGAACCUUCCUACCCACCUUCCAAGAUGUAGAGGACACGCUGAAAUGGGAAGCCUUUGACACCAUUCCCUACUACAGGACCUCAAAGAAAAGCUUCCGUAAUGCUUUAGAAGGCUUCUUGAACCCAGCAGAUGGCACGACCCUGCGGCGUAGCAUGCAUAACCAGGUCCAUAUCUUUAUGGGUGGGACGAUGUCUGAGGUUCCAAUCUCCAGCAAUGAUCCCAUCUUUGUACUUCACCAUGCUUUUAUUGACAAGUAA
This is a messenger RNA of Staurois parvus, 1152 nucleotides long. Lineage: Eukaryota; Metazoa; Chordata; Amphibia; Anura; Ranidae. The record is from the annotation of a GenBank genome assembly.